AUGCAGCGAGGGAUGGGAGGGGAGUGCGGCAGUAGGGAGGUUUCGGCGUCAGGGGCGCGACGGUUUCGUGGCCGGGCAUCAGGGUGCCAGGGUGCCAGGGUGCCGCCGUCGAGAACGGCAACGCGCGGUACGGGCGGCGGGCUGUGGACGCCAGGGGGCCGGAUGGCGAGUCACGGCAUGGUGUUCCUGUGCGACCAGCCUCAGGCCCAAGUCAGGCGGCCCACGCUGUCCAUCACCACCCUCUUCGGCGCAUGCUUCUGCUUCUUCUUUCUUCUCUUCUUCUUGCUCCUCUCCUGUCGCUGUCCCUCGCGCUCCACCGAUCGUCGCCUGUCCCUCCGCCUUUGCCGCCGUACCAACGCACCCAUCAUGCGGCCGGGUGGAGGCGACGAGUCAGGCCUCGGGCCCAUUUCCACGAGCCCUCACGGGCCGAUCGUGUUCGUUCGCCAUGCUGGGGCAGGGGCCGCGCUUUUGACGUUUGACUUCGGUCCCUCUGCUGCGAGCCACUCAGCGCCGGCCGCCAGCAUCGACGAAAUGCGCCGUUGCGCCUGCACGUGGCGGCCAUGCGACGACUCGCGCCCUCGGACGAUGCUCUCGUCGAUCCAAUGGGGCAGCCCACGAUGCCCGACUCCUCCAACCAGCGGCACCCCCUUCGCCCCAACCACACGUCAGCGUGCAGCCUCUUUGCAGCCUCUUCGAUGGCGGCCUGUUGCAAUCACGCGCGUUUUUCCCGCCGUCCAUGCCGGCAGCUGCCCCGGAUUGGCUCGCCUUGCAGUUUCCACGCCUUCCGUCGUCCUUCGAGAAGCCCGCACACGACACCACCCGCCAUGCAAACACCAUCAUAGCGCCGAGAUUGGAGCCCUCCUUUUCUGCGAGUCAACCUUCUGCCCGUCUGCCGCGAGAGUCCGGCUGAACGCACUUCGGCCUGUGGCCACACCGUGGUUGGGACUUCCCGCCACUAACCACCAAACGCAGCUUUCCCCUAGAUUUGACUCUGGCCACGAGUCAUCUGGCGCCCACAGCGUGAGAACUCUUCCCGCGCCUGUUCUGCGCACCUUCCCUCAAGGCGCAGGUUGCAGCACUUCAGCGAGCAUCGUGAGAAGGGCCGUCCGAGGCGAUCUGCGCAGCCGCAGAGAUUGUCGUGGCCUGGUGAACCACGAGGCGGGCGUGCCUGACUGUCAGUCCGGCAAAGGGAUAGUCCCAUCUGAUAGCCAGCCCUAG
This is a messenger RNA of Mytilinidion resinicola, 1218 nucleotides long. RefSeq lists its product as uncharacterized. The record is from RefSeq and is a predicted model, not a curated record. The coding region runs from base 1 to 1218 and encodes 405 amino acids. Lineage: Eukaryota; Fungi; Ascomycota; Dothideomycetes; Mytilinidiales; Mytilinidiaceae. The transcript has a single exon.